AUGCAGCGCAUUUUUGCUACCGUGAACAUGGAGUCUCCGAUGUACGAUGCUUCCCUCACCAUCAAUGAGAGCGUAGCGGAGGGGAACGCCUCACCUCCUGACCUCGACAAGCCCCCUUUGUUCUUCGGCUACACCACAUUGAUCUAUUCUCUGCUUUUUAUGGUGUGGUUUGUGUACAGCAUGUGCACCUGCCUAACAGAGGAAACGAUGACAGGUCACCGUGCUUUGCCGAUCCUUGACCCACGCUGGCAUCGCGUUCUCUGGGUCGGUGUCUCGCCUCAACUUCUUUUCUUCUGCCUCUAUGGCACCUGGAUUGGAUGGAAGUUUUUUAAGCACAACUGA
Molecule: messenger RNA, 342 nt
Organism: Leishmania braziliensis MHOM/BR/75/M2904
Lineage: Eukaryota; Euglenozoa; Kinetoplastea; Trypanosomatida; Trypanosomatidae
Source: the annotation of a RefSeq genome assembly